AUGUCAUCAACAUCCGCAGUCGGACCCCGCCGAAAGAUCGUGGGCACGAGCCUGAAGAUGUACUUUGACCUAAACAAAACCCUAACGUAUGCCGCCGACCUCGCAGAUAUCUCGACUCAUGCUUCAACAAACAACAUUGAUCUGUUCAUCAUUCCAGACUUCGUGUCGUUGUUGCCUGUCAAGGAUGCUUUAAAAGGGACUGAAGUGCAAUUGGGUGCUCAAGAUGCUUUCUGGGAAGAUGCGGGAGCUUUUACUGGGGAAGUCUCCUGCAAAACGUUAAAGCAAGCUGGAGUCAGUAUCGUUGAGCUGGGCCAUGCUGAGCGAAGACGUCUGUUUGGAGAGACGGAUGCUACGGCCGCGAAGAAAGCUGCCGCGGCGUGUAGGAAUGGUUUAGUGCCUCUUGUGUGUAUCGGCGAAAAGACACAUGGCAAGAUUGCCUCUCAAGCUGUCGGCAUGGCCAUUGAGGAGUGCAGACCGCAAGUCAUGAGCCUGUUGCAAGCCAUUCCGGAUGAUGCAGAGCUCAUACUCGCUUACGAACCUGUCUGGGCCAUUGGAGCAGCCGAGCCAGCCGACCCAGAUCACGUUGUUGCCGUAACGCAGCAGAUUAGAAAGAUGGCAGAAGGCCGCAAAGGGCUGACGAGAAUUCUUUAUGGUGGAAGUGCUGGUCCAGGAACUUACGAUAGACUGAGAGAGGGUGUUGACGGUCUUUUCCUGGGACGGUUUGCUCACGACGUCAAAAACCUUGAACAGGUCAUCAAAGAAAUGAGCGAUUGA
Aureobasidium subglaciale EXF-2481 is the source of this 774-nucleotide messenger RNA. RefSeq lists its product as uncharacterized. Gene Ontology annotation, cellular component: cytosol. The transcript has a single exon. The record is from RefSeq and is a predicted model, not a curated record. Bases 1 to 774 code for a protein of 257 amino acids. Gene Ontology annotation, biological process: glycolytic process; gluconeogenesis; glyceraldehyde-3-phosphate biosynthetic process. NCBI's taxonomy places the organism in Eukaryota, Fungi, Ascomycota, Dothideomycetes, Dothideales, Saccotheciaceae. Gene Ontology annotation, molecular function: triose-phosphate isomerase activity.